AUGACCCCGAACCCAGGGAAACGCAGCCGGAGACCAAACCUCAACGGCUGGCUGCGUCCUUCCAACCAGGGCCCCGUGCUUCCCCCCGAUGGCGGCAAAAUCGCCUGGCUCCAAGUGCUGGCGAUGGCAUUGGUGAAUUUCAACAACUUCGGCCUGGUCAAUAGUUUCGGGGUGUUCCAGGCAUACUACGAAACAACGCUUCUGCGCACCAGCUCGCCUUCUUCGAUUGCGAUUGUGGGCACGCUGCAAGGCGCUCUGCUGCUCAUUGUGGGAGUCGUGUCGGGCCCGCUGUUCGACAAAGGCUACUUCAAGCCUGCACUCGUCGUUGCAAGUCUCGGUCUGGUAUUUGCGUUGAUGAUGCUGAGCCUUUCGACACAGUACUAUCAAGUUUUCCUCUCUCAAGGCCUACUCCUGGGCAUCUGUUCUGGAUUGCUCUACAUCCCUAGCAUCGCCCUGAUUCCCGUCUACUUCAAGCGAAGACGAGGUCUUGCACUGGGCCUUGCGACAGGCGGCGGCUCAAUUGGAGGCGUAAUCUAUCCCAUCAUCUUCCGCCGCCUGGUGGUCGAAGUGGGCUUUGGAUGGGCAGUGCGAGUGUUGGGCUUCAUCGCUCUCGUCACAUUAGGGACUGCCGUGGGGUUGAGCAAGCCGAUUGGAGUCAGGAUUCAGCGGAAGCUACUGGAGCCUUCGGCGUUUCGUGACAAGGCAUAUGUCAUGUUCCUUUUCUCUGCAUUCUUCCUCCUGGCGGCCAUGUUUGUGCCGUUCUUCCUGGCCACGGCCUACAGCAUCCAGCAUCUCCAUGCCAACGCGGGACUGAGUUUUUACCUCAUCUCAAUCAUGAAUGCAGCUCAAUUCUUCGGACGCCUGCUUCCCGCAUGGCUUGCCGACCACCGCCAUAGGAUACUGGGCCCAGAAACUUUCCAGUUCGCUGGAGAAGUUUUUAUGGGCAUUCUCGGGUUCGCAUGGGUAGGUGUGGGCAGCUUCGGAGACUUCAUCCCCUGGGUCAUCUUCUACGGCUUUUUCAGCGGGAUGACAGUGACGCUGCCGGCGGUCGUCCUUCCUCACAUCUGUCCGAACUUGGCGGUGUAUGGAACACGCGUUGGGAUGCUCUAUGCCUGCGCGGGUGUCGGGCUCCUCAUAUCCACGCCUGUCGCAAGCGCACUGAAUGCAAGCUCGGGAGGGUUUCUUGGAGCACAGCUUUGGACUGGAGCGUGCUGCCUCGUAGCAAGCUUGCUGUUCGUUGUGACCGGGCUCGAGAUCAGAGAACGCAGGUUGCGGUACGAGAUGGGUAAGAGAGGUAAGCGGGGCCCUCGGGGUCGUGAGAUGGACAUGAACUUCUUCCACUGGGACAUGGUGUUCCGCAUCAAAGAAAAAUUGUAG
Messenger RNA from Neohortaea acidophila, 1377 nucleotides. RefSeq names its product major facilitator superfamily domain-containing protein. The record is from RefSeq and is a predicted model, not a curated record. The transcript is spliced from 3 exons. Bases 1 to 1377 code for a protein of 458 amino acids. Gene Ontology annotation, cellular component: fungal-type vacuole membrane. Gene Ontology annotation, molecular function: transmembrane transporter activity. Gene Ontology annotation, biological process: transmembrane transport. Lineage: Eukaryota; Fungi; Ascomycota; Dothideomycetes; Mycosphaerellales; Teratosphaeriaceae.